Sclerotinia sclerotiorum 1980 UF-70 is the source of this 816-nucleotide messenger RNA. RefSeq lists its product as hypothetical. The transcript has 4 exons. Lineage: Eukaryota; Fungi; Ascomycota; Leotiomycetes; Helotiales; Sclerotiniaceae. The coding region runs from base 1 to 816 and encodes 271 amino acids. The record is from RefSeq and is a predicted model, not a curated record. Gene Ontology annotation, molecular function: protein binding.
AUGUUUACGAGAAGUCUCAAUAAAUCACAAACAACAGAGAGUUUUUCUAGAAAUCGUCGUCAUAAAGGAAAAUCUUCAUUCAGGGAGCAUGCAGUAUCAAAACAUCGUCAUGAGAGAACUACUCGUAAACCUCCGACCGAAGAAAUUCCUUCUCCGAACACAUUAACCUCCUCCAUAAUAACCAUGGUCGUCGGCCGCGAUCAACGUCUCUUCGUGGGACACGAAGAUGUACUCUGUCUAUCUCCCUACUUUAAAUCCGUCUGUCGAAAUCAAUAUAUGGAAACAACCAACAAACGCAUCUCACUUCCAGACGAAGAACCCGAGAUCUUCUCCUCCGUUCUCGAAUACUUAUACAAAGGAGAUUACUAUCCGCGACUCAUGCAUAACCAACGCAAAAAUACUUGGGAGUUGGAAGGUGACGAUGGAGAAGGAAGGGAGUCGACUAUUCAUCAUCAUUCUCUUGAGGGAGAAUUAUUGAAAGAUACUGUUGUUUAUUGUGCAGCGGAAAAAUAUGGUUUGGAAGAACUUAAACUUGUGGCAUUGAGGAAACAAGGUCUUCAAUCCGGUAUUCAAUGCAGCACCAUUCUCUCAUCAGCUCGCUACGCAUAUGCAAAUACACCGGAUACAGAUUCGAAAUUAAGAGCUCAUUACCUGGCUCUUAUCAUCAAAAAUAGAAGCACGUUCAAACGAAGUGGAACGAUGCAAUUGGAGAUGUUGCAGGGAGGAUCACCUUUAUUUUUUGAUUUAUUUGUCGCGCUAGCUAAUCAUGUCGAUGAUGUUAUUGCAGCUUCUCCAAAAAGUUUCAGGACUCAUUGA